AUGGACUAUGCCGGUCCAGUUGAUGGGAAAAUGCUUCUUGUUAUUGUUGAUGCGUUUAGCAAAUGGCCAGAUGUGUGGAUUACAUCGUCAGUUUCUGCUCAUGAAACUAUUGAAAAAGACAGACUUUCAUUUGCUACACAUGGAUUACCACUAGUUGUAGUCACUGACAACGCUGGUUGUUUUGCAGGAGACGAAUUUGCAACAUUUCUAAAGGCAAAUGGAGUGAAGCACUUGUUUUCACCACCGAGACAUCCGGCUUCUAAUGGCCAAGCUGAAUCAAUGGUGAAACAAGUUAAACUUGGAUUGAAGAAACAAGCACCAGCAUCUUUGUCAGUCAGACUUGUUCGGUGGUUAUUUAAAUACCGAACUACACCACAUACAACGACUGGGCAGACUCCGUCGGAAUUACUUUUUCGUCGUAAGAUUAGAACGCAUCUUGAUCUAAUCGCACCUUCAUCACGUUUGAAGAAGUCAGCAGAGAAUGUUCCAAGUGGAAUAAUAAGAACUUUUAACAUUGAUGACCCAGUUUUUAUUACAGAAGUCGUUGGAUCUCGUUUCAAAUGGUUACCUGCCACAGUAACUGAAGUUAUGGGUCAAAUGUGUCGUGUUCGUUUGAACGAUGGAAGAAUUUUUAGACGUCAUCCUGAUCAUAUUCGACAUCGAUUUUCUGCUGAUGAUGUAAUGGUACGUGAAGGGAAUCAAGAUUUUUAG
Molecule: messenger RNA, 711 nt
Organism: Styela clava
Lineage: Eukaryota; Metazoa; Chordata; Ascidiacea; Stolidobranchia; Styelidae
Source: RefSeq, a predicted model, not a curated record